UUUCGUCAUUUCUGGGUAGAUUUCCGUGUGCGCUCUGGUCUUCGGGAUGGCACGCUUGUUAAGUUUACGAGUCCCGGCAGGCAUUAGGCAGGAACCCAUUGCCUUCUGGGAGUUGUAGUUUCUCGGGCGCUGAAGCCACGAUAUUCCGAUAGACCGAGACUCGGUUUCCCAGGAACCCGAGCGAGAUUGAACAGGACCAAAUCCUGGGGAACUGGCGGGACACUGUGGGAAAGGCGGCAGGGUAUUGAAGGGUGUACGGACCUUGGAACGGUGAGCGGACCCUGGAACGGUGAGCACUGGCCUCUCUAGGGCCGCGACCAGGGCAUUCCCGUGCCUGUUUUUGCCAGCCCACCGUCCGGACCCGGGUGGUGCCUGCAGUAUGUACCCAGAGAGGCUGCGCUUUACUGAGAGCCGGUGAUGGGAGGAGCAGCUGAUGGAGAUCCCCUGUCACCAGCAUCUCCCAGCGCUCAUCUAUUGUAUGUCCACACUGUUAUGAUCUCAUGGUUGACUCUCUCCUUAACCUCACCUAACCUGCAGCUCCACAUCUGUCCGCGGUAGGAUACCCUUUAACCACCCAGCUUCGCGAGGCCUCCCGCCCGGCUGUGAGUAGAGGCACCUGGCACACAGUGGAGGUGUGGGACGGGUGUCAGGUCGUAUGGCGGAGACAGAGGCUGGCCUGGAGGCUGAGGAACCCACCGAGGAUGACACCCUGCCUUCUGACACCGUCUCCCUCAGCGACUCGGACUCGGACCUUAGCUUACCUAGUGGUGCGGAGGUCCAAGUGUUGUCCCCAGAGAGGCUUUCCGGGGAGGGCCAGGAGGACUCCGGCCCUGAUGACCCUCCCUCGCCCCCCAUGGCCACCCUCACCCCUGCAGUGCAGCCUUUCCACCUCCGAGGCAUGAGCUCCACCUUCUCCCAACGCAGCCACAGCAUCUUUGAUUGUCUGGAGAGUGCAGCCCGGCAAGCACCGCGCUCUCCUCCCCAAACAAGUGUGAGUGACAAUGGCAGCUUCAGGCGGCCUGUAGCUCCCCCAAGUCAGACUCCAGCAAGGAGCCUGAGCCGAGUGCAAGGGAGCACUGGCCCGACCAGGGUACUCCCUGUCCCUGAUUAUGUGUCACACCCUGAGCGUUGGACCAAAUACAGUCUGGAAGAUGUGUCUGAAGCCAGUGAGCAGGGCAAUCGUGAUGCUGCCCUGGCCUUCCUGAGCUCUCGAAGGCAGGCAUCCCCCACAGACUAUGCGCCUUCUUUCAACCAGGACCCCUCUAGCUGUGGGGAGGGAAGAGUGGUCUUCACCAAACCAGUGCGGGGCAGUGAGGCCAGGCCUGAGAGGAAGAGAGUCCUAAAGAAGGGGGUUGGGUCAGGUACUGGGGGUGAGGCCCCUGUGCAGCUAGCCCAUCUCGACGGACCUGAGGCUGAGGAAUGGAGUGGCCACCAGGGGCAGCCAGAGGUAGUGGUACCUUCAGAAGCUGCCCAUCCUGAGCCCUCAUCAGGUAUGAGGGCUGUUGGUUUCCAUGGCAGCAAGAAGCGGAGCAGAGACCACUUCAGGAACAGGGACAGUAACCCCGAGGGGCCAGGGUCUGAGAGAGGACCCUCAGUUUGACUGCAGUGCCACCCCUCACCUGCCAGUCAGCAAUCUAUAGUAGGGGGAUGUGAGUAGCAGCUCUGGCAGAGACUGUGGGAAUUGUGGGUCAGGGGACCUUGAAGGCCUUUGUGCCCCAGUGAUUUAGGAUGAAUAAUAAAAGUUUGGAAUAUUUCUUGAA
Molecule: messenger RNA, 1760 nt
Organism: Mastomys coucha (southern multimammate mouse)
Lineage: Eukaryota; Metazoa; Chordata; Mammalia; Rodentia; Muridae
Gene: Tssc4
Product: tumor suppressing subtransferable candidate 4
Exons: 2
Coding region: 656-1600 (314 amino acids)
Source: RefSeq, a predicted model, not a curated record